AUGGCUUCGAUUACUAGUUCUUUAAGCUCUCUACUUUUUCUAGCCACUUCUUCACUUUUGCUUCACAGCUCUUUUCAUGUUACGAAAGCACAAACUUAUCCACCCCUAGUGGAAGGACUUUCGUGGGAUUUCUAUGAAUCUAGCUGCCCCAGUCUGGAAUAUGCCAUCAGAAAUCACCUCAGGCAAGUCUUCAAUGAUAGUAUUGCCGUAGCUGCUGGCUUGAUUCGCCUUCACUUCCAUGAUUGUUUCGUUCAGGGUUGUGAUGGUUCAGUGCUAUUGGAAGGAUCAACGAGCGGGCCGAGUGAGCAGGAUGCGCCUCCCAAUUUGUCAUUGCAACCUGCAGCGUUCAAAACCAUAAAUGACCUUCGUGGAAUUAUAGAGAGCCAGUGUGGUAGAGUCGUGUCCUGCGCGGAUAUCACUGCCCUUGCUGCCCGGGAUGCCGUUUACCUGUCUGGUGGCCCUUAUUAUGAUGUUCCACUGGGAAGAAGAGAUGGACUCAGUUUUGCUACAAGAAAUCAAACAUUAGCCAAUAUUCCUUCACUAACACUCAACACAAGUGGCCUCUUGACCUCUUUUGCAACCAAGAAUUUGAAUGCCGCUGAUCUUGUGGCUCUAUCAGGUGGUCACACAAUUGGGAUUGGCCAUUGCCCUUCGUUCACUAAUAGACUCUAUCCAACUCAAGAUCCUGCCCUGGACAAAACCUUCGCCAACAACCUUUAUGAGAUUUGUCCCACAUCAAAUUCCACGAAUGCUACUGUGAUGGACAUCAGAAGUCCAAAUAAUUUUGAUAACAAAUACUUUGUUGAUCUCCUGAACCGGCAAGGACUCUUCACAUCAGACCAAGACCUGUACACUGAUAGCAGAACGACGGAAAUCGUUACAAGUUUUGCUGUUGAUCAAAACGUGUUUUUUGAGAAGUUUAUUUAUGCAAUCACAAAGAUGGGGCAGCUGAGCGUGUUGACUGGUACUGAAGGAGAAAUUCGGGCAAAUUGCUCGGUUACAAAUUCAGAUAGUUUGUUCCUUCCCCGGUCGGUGGAAAAGGAAGAAAUUGGCUUGGCCAAGUGGUGA
Messenger RNA from Coffea arabica (coffee), 1068 nucleotides. RefSeq names its product peroxidase 12-like. Gene Ontology annotation, molecular function: heme binding; peroxidase activity. Gene Ontology annotation, biological process: response to oxidative stress; hydrogen peroxide catabolic process. The record is from RefSeq and is a predicted model, not a curated record. Lineage: Eukaryota; Viridiplantae; Streptophyta; Magnoliopsida; Gentianales; Rubiaceae.